AUGUGGGGGGGCGCUCUGGGUGGCCGCCCACGCCUGCUGCGAUAUGCUGCAGAGUAUGCCAAGGUGGUGCAUCUACUCUUGCAAUCCCAGCAAACCCUAGUGGAGACAGUGGAAAUGGCGCGAGUCACAGGGCUGUUGCUAUCCGACGUGCAGUACCGCGCUCAAAUGGCACGCGUACACAGCCUACUCCUCCGCACCGCCGGGCCUCAAGGCUGGCUGCUCGGCGGUGCUGACCCCUCUGGGAACCUCACGCAGUCGCCCUUCCUACUGCACCCUAGGGAAGCGCGCACGGCCGGCCUGUACCGCUCUGAACCGGUGGCCGUGCUGGACUUUGCGUCGCUGUACCCGUCGCUGUUUGUGGCGUACAACCUGUGCUUCUCCUCGCUGCUGCAUCCGGGAGAUAGGCACCGCGUGCCUGAGGAGCAUGUGUUUGUCAGCCCCACGGGAGCAGCGUUCACGCGGGCAUCACUGCACCGCGGUGUGCUCCCCCGCAUCUGCGCCGCUCUCAUCGCUGCGCGCAAGGACACGCAGCGCCGGCUCUCCGCAGCGCCACACACUGCUCCCCGCACAGCAGUGACAGCAAUGAGUGCGGAGGAGCGGGCGGUGCUGGACGGCAGGCAGAGGGCGCUGAAGCUGUGUGCGAACGCGCUGUACGGGUUCACAGGGUCCAACGCGUCUCCUCUGCGCUCCGUGCCUGUUGCCGAUUCCUGCCUCGGGCUGGGAGCAGCAGCAUGCAUGCACGCCAAAGACGCCACCUCCCAGAUCUUCCCCGGAGCAUGCCGGGUGAUCUACGGGCAGACGGACAGCAUCUUUGUGCUCUUCCCAGGGAAGACCCCGGCAGAGGCAGCAGCAAUGGGUGCAGAGUUAGCAUCGCGCCUGUCGGAGCUCUUCCCUGCACCCAUGGCUGUGAAGCUGGAGCGAGUGCUCUGCCCCUUCAUGCUGCUUCAGGUCAACCGCUAUGCAGGUCGACAAGUCUACCCAGUGCCAUCUCCCCCACCACCCGCACCACCCACACAACGUACAGCAUCUCACCAGCACCAAGGCAGCACCGUAGCAGAAGCAGCAGCACAGGAAGAAGAAGAAAGAGACAUGUCGCGGCUGCUGGUGAAGGGCAUUGAGACGGACCGCCGCGACGUGCCGUUGUUUGUGCGUGCCACGUGUCGCGCCGUGAUUCGCCGCAUCUUGGUGAACGGUGACGUGGCGGCGGCUGCACGAGAGGCGAGGGAGGCUGUGGUUCGGCUGAUGACAGGCGGAUGUAGCAUGUUUGAGCUCGUUAUGACCGGGGGCCUGUGGCGAGUGAACGACAGUGACCUAUCAGCCAUCGCACAGCAGACAGCAGCAGCAAGUGCAGGUGCAGCAGGUGCAGCAUCCAGAGGCCUUCACUCCUCUCAGCGACCAGAAGCAGCAGCAGUGGGGGGAGCAAGGAGAGAGGGAGGUGGGCCGGCAACGGCUGAGGAGGGGCGGGGCCCACACGUGGCUCUUGCUGCUCGUCUCAAGGCGCGCGAUCCUGACCGUCGGUUUCUUAUUGGGGAGCGGAUUCCAUACGUUCUUCUUGACAGCGGAUCACGGCUGCAGGAUGAUAUGGCAGAGGAGCCUCUGCGAGCCCUCCUCUCCCAACUGCCUCCCAACGCGGCUGUGUACGCACGCAACAAGCUGCAGAAGCCACUCUUCUCCAUCUUCCAGCACCUCCUAUCACCAGAGGACAUGGCAUCCAUCUUCGCACCUGUCCCCUCGUCUCACCGCCCUGCCAUGCCUCCUGCCUUUCCCACCUCCGCCGCUCCUUCACCGUUCACCUCACCGCACACCCGGGCGCCGGGGCAGCAGCAAUCUGCAAUGACGACUUUCUAUAAGAAGCAAGCUACAUGCUUGGCGUGCCGGGCACCAUUGCGGAUCAACAACUCGUCCCACUCCUUCUGUGAAGCAUGCCGAGAGUCAUCCAAAAGCUUAUCAUUCGCUGUAACACAGCAGCGCGUUGAGGCAUCGCUGGAAGCUCAAACGCAGCAAGCAAUGCGGGCUGGGCAGGGCAGCAAACAUGGCUCAAGUUGCUCUGGAUAA
Closterium sp. Yama58-4 is the source of this 2055-nucleotide messenger RNA. The record is from the annotation of a GenBank genome assembly. NCBI's taxonomy places the organism in Eukaryota, Viridiplantae, Streptophyta, Zygnematophyceae, Desmidiales, Closteriaceae.